This is a messenger RNA of Drosophila ananassae, 2298 nucleotides long. RefSeq lists its product as uncharacterized. Lineage: Eukaryota; Metazoa; Arthropoda; Insecta; Diptera; Drosophilidae. Bases 90 to 2231 code for a protein of 713 amino acids. The record is from RefSeq and is a predicted model, not a curated record. The transcript has 2 exons.
UUUCCCCAAAAUCAUCCAAGCUAUCCAUUUUAAGCAAUUCAAAAAUUUACACUGAAUAUUUAAGAGCACAAUAAAUAGAAAACAACUAAAUGAAAUUUAAAAAGUUUGCGGUUAUUUUUUUCGCUGCUCUGUUGCUAUUAAUUUGGUGCAAUCAUGUUUUCCCUGGGAAGGAAGAAGUCGCCGAGGAGGUUCAACCUCCUCAAUCUGAAAAUGGAAAAGUGAAGGACCCAAUCGUUAUAUACACAACUCGAACUAUUGACCAAAAAUUGAUCAAAUUUCAUAAACGACUUUUGGCUCUUCUAGCGACCACACAGUCGCCAAACCUUUUCCAAUCGAAUGUUGAAGUGGCCGAAUAUGCUGAAAAGUCUAUAUAUGAUUUGAGCGAAAGAACGAAUCGCCGAUUGAUUGCUAAUCCAACAGAUAGAUUUUUUGUAAACGACAAAAAGUGUCAAGUACCAUUUGCAGAUCCUUUCUCCUCGGAUGUUAUGGAAAUCUUUCAAAAAGUGGACCUUAAGAAGUGCAACAAUGAAUCAGAUAUUAUUUCGCUAAGAUAUAAUCAAAAACUAAAGAGAUAUAAAGUUCACGUUUACACGGAUGCGAUGGUGAAAAUAGCCCCGAAUAUUACAAAAUUCAGCUGCCACUAUAGAGAGUUUUUUAACAAAAAUAGGGAUCCCUAUAUCACUGUUUCUCAAAGGAGUUUCCAGCAGAAUACUCUGUUGAAACCCAAUAUUAGCGGCAUUGUAGUGGAAUGUCAUGAAGCGAGAAAUACCCGAAAUAUUGUGCAGCAAGAUGCUGCUCCCUUGGUCCAGGUUUUUAACAAGAGCACUCGUAUUCAAACCCAUCCUCUGGAGAGGCCACCCAGUGUAAUAAUUCUGGGAUUGGAAAAUCUAUCGAGAAUGAAUUUCCAACGUACUAUGCCAAAAACAGCGAACUUUGUCCGAAAACCAAACUGGUUGGAAAUGCAGGGCUACAACAAGGUAGGGCCAUCCAUGCUCGCCAACCUCUGUGCGGUAUUUGCUGGGACCAAAAGAAAAGAGGAGUGCAUUAUGCGGUUCCCCUUGAUGUGGAAGGAGUACCAAAGGGCUGGUUAUUCGACGGCAGUUGGGGAGGACAGCAUUAAAUCAUCAUUCCCUUUGGAGAUACCAGCCGACUUCGAACUUCAUUCUCUGCUUUCAGCCCUUUCAAAAUUCAUGAAUUUAGUUUAUAGAUUUGGCAUUGAAUAUUGUAUGGGCAGACGUCUGAUUUUUGACUAUCUGUUUGACUUUUGCCAUCAAUUCACAAAAAGAUUAAUUUCAGAACUGGAUCAGCCGGUGUUAGGCUUGUUUUGGAGUUCUUCCUUCACCCGGGAAUAUCAUUUUGCGUCCACCAGCCUGGAUGAUCGGUUCGUCAAGCAGUUGGAACUAAUGGAAAAGAACCAGGUAUUCGAGCACUCUAUAGUGAUACUGUUUAGUGACCAGGGAUAUCAAACAGGAGAUCUGGCACUUUUGCCAGAUGGCUUCCUGGAGCAGCGUCUACCUUUGCUGCACAUCCAUUUGCCAGUUUGGUUCCAGGUGGCCUAUGAGGAGUUUACAACAAAUAUAAAGAUGAACCGCGAACGCCUCACCUCACCCUAUGAUUUGCACUUGACUCUGCGUCACAUCCUGCAAUUAAAUGCCACCACCCACGAAGAGCUAGUCCUACAGCCAUCGGACAAGGGACUAUGCGAGUCAAGUAGGUCCUUGUUCCAUCAAUUGCCCAAGGAUCGGGGCUGCGAGGAGGCCUGCAUUGAAUCGCACUUUUGCACCUGCCGCUCUUUUGUUCCCUUGCCCCACGAUGCUCGCGCCUACAAUGUAGCGAAAAUAUUAUUGUACCACAUGAACGCGCAUAUGCUGAUAAACGACCUGAAUCAAUUCUGCCAGAGAUUGGCGCUCUUGAAUGUGGAUUAUUUUGAGCGAAAGUUGGGACCGGAGACCAGUGACGGGGUCAAUACCUACCGCAUAGGAAUCAAGACGAUUCCGGAAACUGGAAUUUACGAGGCCACAUUACUUAUCAACUCACAACUAUCUCGUAUGGGCAGGAUCAAAUGGGAGGAUGUUAGUGUCCUGCACAACUUCAAGAAUCAUUCGGGGUGUAUCGACAAUAAAAUUGGCAAAAAGUUCUGUUUUUGCUAUCCAAAGAACUUGAACGAUGAAAUGAUCAAAUGGAAAGACAUGAGAGCAAAGAAAAUGGAGAAAAAUUCAACUUUAGUUUAACAUUCCAUGCUUCUGAAAAUGUAGCUAUACUGAAAAUAAAUUAACAAUGAAAUGACUGCAGAUUUUA